This is a messenger RNA of Lactuca saligna, 788 nucleotides long. The record is from the annotation of a GenBank genome assembly. Lineage: Eukaryota; Viridiplantae; Streptophyta; Magnoliopsida; Asterales; Asteraceae.
AUGACCAAAAAGGAGAAAGUUUUAUCGAUUGUAACUUCGGUUCCCGCUUUCGUUCGUCUUCAAUCUCCCUCUAAUCAAGUGAGUGCAGCAGCCCGACGUGAGAGGCUGAAAGCUUUGAAAGCUGCUCAACAACUUCUUGAAAAUCCUGAAGAAGAUGGAGCACCCAAUGAUAAGGAAGAUGAAAAUGGAAACGAUGAUGAAGAAAAUGAUGUUAAUGUGAAAUUCCGAAAUUACCUUCCUCAUGAUAAGCAGCUUCAAGAGGGUAAACUUGCUCCACCAAAGUUACCAAAAUUUGAAGACCCUGUAGCUAGUGAACCUCCCAUUGAAGAGGAAAAGAAGGAUCCUUUUUUGAACAUUGCCCCCAAAAAGCCGAACUGGGAUCUUAGAAGGGAUGUACAGAAGAAACUUGAUAAGCUUGAAAAACGUACACAAAAGGCCAUAUUUCAACUUAUUGAGCAACAAGAAAAGGAAAAGCAGUUGGCUGAAGAAGAUGGCAAAGAUGAUGAUUCUGGGAACUAGAAAACAAACGAAUCAACAACUUUAAGGUCAACACUUGCAAACUAAAAUUUAGUUUAUUAAAGUUGUAACAGUUUUUAGUAACAAUGUUACUUCAAUAGGAAACAAACUGAAAAACUUCGAGCUUGUAUUUAGGAUUUUUGAAGGAACAUAUUUCUCUAUCGGGGUUAAUCUGGUUCUAUGUUGGUUGUGGCUCUAAUCUUAAUAGACUUAUGUUUUUGGUGCAUAUGUUUAUCUUUCUUUGUGAAGGUUAAAAUUGUCAUUUACUUGAA